This is a messenger RNA of Trichoderma asperellum CBS 433.97, 939 nucleotides long. RefSeq lists its product as uncharacterized. NCBI's taxonomy places the organism in Eukaryota, Fungi, Ascomycota, Sordariomycetes, Hypocreales, Hypocreaceae. The record is from RefSeq and is a predicted model, not a curated record.
AUGACCAAAAAGCCCUCGUUCCUGCUUCUUGGCAUAUCUGAUCUCAUCGAUGCCUCUGCAAUGCAACAGAGCGGCGGAAAUACAGCCACGGUGCUGGAUAGUUUCCUUGGGCGGCUCUGUACGAACCCAAACAAUCCAACUCAGGACUGGACGCCACUUGACCCUAGCCCCUUUUAUGAAUUGCCGCCCUCGAUAAUAGAAGCGAAGAACGCGCAAGAGGUCGUUGAUGCCUCGACGAACAACAAAGUUGGUUUCCAGCUGUCGGAGAUCGUCAAGGUCGAGGGAAGCUGGGGUGGCGGUUUCAAUUUCGACGUGUCGGCCCAAACCAUACGGACAUUCAAACUGCAGCGCGAAUCGCAUGUCCUCAAAGCCAUGUGGAAGGAUCUAAAGGUGCGAAAUGAAAUUCUCGAGACUCUCGAAGAGCAGUCCAAGCUGUACAUGAUUGUCGGCUUCAAGACGUGUAUCAACGCGGACGCGAAGUGGCUCGCGUCGAAGAACUGGGCCGGCCGCCUCAGCCUCUCUGUCACGGAGAUUCUCACGGCGGCGGGCGUGCCCAUUCCUCCAUGGCUCGAGGUCAAGAUAGAUGCGGGCUGUGACCGGGACAAGACGUUUGUGCAAAUGGCGAGCCUGUUCGGGGAGAGGAUAAUCGCCGUCCGCUACCGCCAGGUCGCGAGGCGGAACCGUAUCCUCCAGUUUAUGAGAGGCAAAAAUGUACCUGAAAUCACUAUAGCGAAGCGGGAGGCUACUUCGCUUGAUGGACCGAUGACUUAUGCAGAGGAAGAAGACUCUUCUGACUAUGAAUCAGAUUCCAUAAAUUGGGAAGAAGCUUCUAAUGAUGCUAAUUUGUUAAGCACUGACCCUGAUGCCAAUGAUAUCCAGCUCGUUCCCUUGGAGACAGUGAUUCAGCCUGGCCUCGGUCAAAUGAUUAUCGAGAUUUAG